AUGACUGAAGUGACGAGCAGGACCGUCGGUUUCAGAACAUCUGCCGACGGUGACAGGAAAGCCUUGUCCGUGAGAAGAUACGAGGCCAAACCUCCGGAAAACUUGGAACUGGUCGAUCCGGACAAUCUGAUUGCCACCACCAAAGAAGAAGAAUGGGUGACUAAGAAAAAAGUUGAAUUGACUACCAAAAAACAAAUCGAAACGAGAGUUAAAAGACAAGUUGUGUUGGAAGACGGCAAAAUCGUCGAGGACUCUGGGCCAAUCGUUACGACCAACACGACCGAAGAUACCGAAAAACAGGAACAUCAACAGACUGAACACCGUCAAUUGGGUGACGAAGGUGACGGAGAAAACACCAAAGAAGUGGUCGUGAGAAUAUCUUCAUUGGAAGGGAACCCAUCAUUGUUGAAAGAAGUUCGAGAGAAAAAAAUCAAGAGCCGAGAAGAAAAAGAAGAACUCGUAGAAACAGAGGAUGUGGUCCACCUAGGAAAUAUUAGCGAUAAGGCUUACCAAGAAGCAAUACAGAGCAAACGAGACAUCCGUGAAGCUCUUGAAGAAGCCAAUCACAAGUUAGUUCAUGUAAACAGCACUGGACCCAGAGUAGUGCAUCAGAGUACCAAAAAUAAAAAAGUGACAGACACAGAAGAUACUAGACACACAAGAGAAGUUCAAAAAGACGGUAAAAUAGUUACAGAAACAUCAAAAACCACAGAGCAUGAAGAGGUAAACGGGGUUGAUGAACCAGACAGUGUUCCUUUGCCACCUUCAGCACUACAAGAGUCGCUAGCGUGA
Messenger RNA from Macrosiphum euphorbiae (potato aphid), 792 nucleotides. The record is from the annotation of a GenBank genome assembly. Lineage: Eukaryota; Metazoa; Arthropoda; Insecta; Hemiptera; Aphididae.